AUGUUCGUUGCUUUGUCGCUUGUCCUAGCAUCCUUAUGCAUUCUCGCUAAUGGAGAUGAUGCAGUACCAAUAGAUGUAUGCAAUGUUCUAAUGCCAGGAAUGCCUCCUGUACAAAGACCUUCAGUGCCUGUUGACAACUGUCAAGAUCGUGAUGUAUUGGCAUGUUUUGAAAUAUUCAAACCUGAAGACGACCCUGCUAGGCUUGGAAGGGUGCUUAAUGAGAAUCCGACAACUUCAUCACCUCCAACACAAAAUUGUAAAGACGAACGACAAGGCUGUGAAGCAAUAAGAGCAUCAAAUAGUUGUGGCGGUGUAUUUCGUACAACAAUGAUGCAACAAUGCGCAAGAACGUGUGGUUAUUGCACAUAA
Dracunculus medinensis (Guinea worm) is the source of this 369-nucleotide messenger RNA. NCBI's taxonomy places the organism in Eukaryota, Metazoa, Nematoda, Chromadorea, Rhabditida, Dracunculidae. The record is from the annotation of a GenBank genome assembly.